GAUGGGCUCUGCCGGCGCGGUGUGUAGGGGUGUAUACUGUAGGUAGAUGGGUUGCUAGCGUUGCUGGCUUGAAUUAAAAAUAAUUUAUAGACGUUUUUGGCUAAAUUAGCUUAUUUUUUGUGUAACGAAUUCCAGUUCAUUGAAAGAUCACUCACCGCGCACCUGUGAAGCACUGCACCAUUGCACUAUGAACCUGUCCGAGAUACGCGGCUCCACCAGCCAGCUGACAAAGCUGCGCCCGUCCCUGCUGCUGACCCUGGUCCGUCACGGCCAGUCGGAGGGCAACAAGCAGGGCGUCAUCCAGGGACAGUCCGACUACCCGCUCUCUGAGCUGGGAGUCCAACAGGCGCAGACCCUGCGCGCUCACCUCGACUCUCGGGGCGUCUCCUUCGACGCAGUGUACUCCAGCGACCUGUCACGUGCCCGGCAGACGGCAGAUAUCGUGGCCGCCGGGCUGGAGAUAACCAACGAUCGCCGUUUGCGCGAGAGGAACUACGGGAACUGCGAGAACAAGCCUGCGGCAGAUCUGGCGCGCUGCGCCGCCGCGGCCGACCUGCCGGUGGCCCAGUACGUGCCGGACGGUGGCGAGUCCCAGGAGCAGGUGCGGGACCGUGCGGGGGAGUUCUUCAAAGAGAUUUGUGCCCGUCAUCUCUCCGAUACGUGUACGCGGAUACUGGUGACGGGUCACGGUGGGUGCCUCAGGGAGCUGAUCACAUUUCUGUUCAGCACCUACUCAGGGAACCUGAAGAAGGCAGACGCGCACAAGAUCGCGCCGAACACAGGCGUGACGGUGGUGCAUGUGGCCAGGAAGGGACAGGACAUGGACUCGCUGACGCUGAAAUUUCUCAAGAUUCAUAGUGAUGAACAUCUGGUAAAUGUGGCUUCCACAGCCCCGCCCGAGGUUUGAUGCGGUCGCUGUAUCUAGCUAGGUUAUCGAAUGAGACUUGAGAUCAAAUUGCAGGCAAAUUGUUGGUAGUCGUGCAGCAGGGUUGAAUUUCAACGGCUGUGUGAUUUUGAGAAGUUGGAACGCUGCGGGAGACUGGCUGUUUCAACAUAUCAUGUCACUGUGGUUGUUUUAGCAGGUCUGUUACGGUGACUUCGGAUAGUCGGUGACCGAUCAGGGGCUGAAAUAUCUAGUCAUGGCUAUGCGAUGUGGCGUUGAACGUUUUAACUCGCUGUUAUAUCCCGAGCUAUUGAUGUUCCUUCUCGUCACUGCCACUGUCAAACCCGCCUAUUUAUUUGUUGUGCAAUGUUGCGCACUGCGAUACCAUGCAAUCAACAUUCAACAUCGAUGAAUCGAUGCAAUAUCGAUGCUUAUAGGCUGAAUUGUGACGUUUGCCUUUUGCUGUUCCCGCGAUGUCUGCUCAUUUUUCAAUACAUCUCAAUUUGAAUUGAA
Messenger RNA from Amphibalanus amphitrite, 1396 nucleotides. RefSeq names its product fructose-2,6-bisphosphatase TIGAR-like. Gene Ontology annotation, cellular component: cytosol. The record is from RefSeq and is a predicted model, not a curated record. The transcript is spliced from 2 exons. The coding region runs from base 188 to 907 and encodes 239 amino acids. Gene Ontology annotation, biological process: negative regulation of glycolytic process; negative regulation of programmed cell death; positive regulation of DNA repair. Gene Ontology annotation, molecular function: fructose-2,6-bisphosphate 2-phosphatase activity. Lineage: Eukaryota; Metazoa; Arthropoda; Thecostraca; Balanomorpha; Balanidae.